Messenger RNA from Lactuca virosa, 866 nucleotides. The record is from the annotation of a GenBank genome assembly. Lineage: Eukaryota; Viridiplantae; Streptophyta; Magnoliopsida; Asterales; Asteraceae.
AAAUAUAAAGUGUUUUCUUUUAUAAGUUAUAACUAUACUUAUGAUGUACGCCUGAUGUCAUUGUCCAUACAUCUUCCACUCUCCGUUCGUCUCCGUUCACCAUAGAUUCUGAUCUUCUACUGGUAUUGCUUCGUUCUUUGCAUUUUCAAUCACUUCCUUACAAUAAUUUAUUUUCCUGCUGAUGUUAAAGUUUCGAUGUGAAUGAAUCGAAAUAAAAGAGCAGAUUUCAUUGAGAUAUGCUUGAAAAUGUCUAUAUCAAUGCAUCAUUUUCGCCAGAUGGAUCCAUCACCAAGAACUGUGAAUCUUCAAACACAUAAACAAUCAGCCAAAACUACGGAAAACGAACAGUUGGAUCCUCAAGCAGAUGCUGCAUUCUGGCCACUAUCAGGGAAACCAUAUUUCUAUGUGGUUCUUGGUAAAUUAAUCUAUGGAAGGAGGUUUCAACUGGUCAUCCCACGUGAACUAUCGGAAAAGCUUCCAACUUCUACUGUUCCUGCUAGUAUCGUCUACCAUGGAAAGGUGUGGGACCUACUUUACCAUGGUGAUCAGACUAAAAGGAGGUUUGGAAACGAAGCAUGGGGAAAAUUUGUUACAGAUAACAAUCUUGUAGCUGGGGAUGCAUGUGUGUUUGAGUUGAUGGAGGGGAGCUUAAAGAGUAGGAUUGUUAAGUUCAAAGUUCAGAUCCUUAGAAGUGGUUUCCCAUCUAAAUUGUUGGAGAAAGCUGAAGGGUUUAAUAUGAACAAUCCCAUUGCUAUCGAUUAGGAUCCUUGAUCUUAGUUUUUGUUGUUUUGAAUCUUGAAUAGUUAUGGUGUUCAUAUGUGUUUUGGUCAUCUAGUUUUAAUGAAAAUUUCGAUGCUUUUCUUGAA